UUCAAGGACUGGAUCAUGAACAACUUUAUCCUCCUGGAAGAACAACUCAUCAAGAAAUCCCAACAAAAGAGAAGAACUUCUCCUUCGAACUUUAAAGUUCGAUUCUUUGUUUUAACCAAAACCAGCCUGGCGUAUUUUGAGGACCGUCAUGGGAAAAAGCGCACUUUGAAGGGCUCCAUUGAACUUUCCCGAAUCAAAUGUGUCGAGAUUGUGAAAAGUGACAUUAUCAUCCCAUGCCACUAUAAAUAUCCAUUUCAGGUUGUGCAUGACAACUACCUCCUGUAUGUGUUUGCUCCAGAUCGUGAGAGCCGGCAGCGCUGGGUGCUGGCCCUUAAAGAAGAAACCAGAAAUAACAACAGUUUGGUGCCCAAGUAUCAUCCUAAUUUCUGGAUGGACGGGAGAUGGAGAUGCUGUGCUCAACUGGAGAAGCUUGCUGUGGGCUGUGCCCAGUAUGAUCCCACCAAGAAUGCUUCAAAGAAGCCUCUUCCUCCUACUCCUGAAGACAACAGGCAGUUACUUCGAGAACCUGAAGAAACCUUGGUCAUUGCCUUGUAUGACUACCAAACGAAUGACCCACAGGAGCUCACGCUACAAAGCAAUGAGGAGUACUACCUGCUGGACAGUUCCGAGAUUCACUGGUGGAGAGUUCAGGACAGGAAUGGGCAUGAAGGAUACGUACCAAGCAGUUAUCUGGUGGAAAAGUCUCCAAAUAACCUGGAAACCUACGAGUGGUACAAUAAGAGUAUCAGCCGAGACAAAGCCGAGAAACUUCUUCUGGACACAGGCAAAGAAGGAGCCUUCAUGGUACGAGAUUCCAGGACUCCAGGGACAUACACUGUGUCUGUUUUCACCAAGGCCAUCGUAAGUGAGAACAACCCCUGUAUAAAGCACUAUCACAUCAAAGAAACAAAUGACAACCCCAAGCAAUAUUACGUGGCUGAAAAGUACGUGUUUGAUUCCAUCCCUCUCCUCGUCAAUUAUCACCAACACAAUGGAGGAGGCCUAGUCACUAGACUCCGGUAUCCAGUUAGUUCCUGGAGGCAGAAAGCCCCGGUCACGGCAGGGCUGAGAUAUGGGAAAUGGGUGAUUGAUCCCUCAGAGCUCACUUUUGUGCAGGAGAUUGGCAGCGGGCAGUUUGGGUUGGUGCAUCUUGGCUACUGGCUCAACAGGGACAAGGUGGCCAUCAAAACCAUUCAGGAAGGAGCUAUGUCAGAAGAGGACUUCGUCGAGGAGGCUGAAGUCAUGAUGAAACUCUCUCACCCCAAGCUGGUCCAGCUCUAUGGAGUGUGCCUGGAGCAAGCCCCCAUCUGCCUGGUGUUUGAGUUCAUGGAACACGGCUGCCUGUCAGAUUACCUGCGCAGCCAGCGGGGGCUCUUUGCUGCCGAGACCCUGCUGGGCAUGUGCCUGGACGUGUGUGAGGGCAUGGCCUACCUGGAAGAGGCGUGUGUCAUCCACAGAGACCUGGCUGCCCGGAAUUGUCUGGUUGGAGAAAACCAAGUCAUCAAGGUGUCCGACUUUGGGAUGACAAGGUUCGUCCUUGAUGACCAGUACACCAGUUCCUCAGGCACCAAAUUCCCGGUGAAGUGGGCGUCCCCGGAAGUCUUCUCUUUCAGUCGCUAUAGCAGCAAGUCGGACGUGUGGUCAUUUGGUGUGCUGAUGUGGGAAGUCUUCAGUGAAGGAAAAAUCCCGUAUGAAAACCGAAGCAACUCAGAAGUGGUGGAAGAUAUCACCACUGGAUUUCGGUUAUACAAGCCUCGACUGGCCUCCUCACAUAUCUACCAGAUCAUGAAUCAUUGCUGGAAAGAGAAACCAGAAGACCGGCCACCUUUCUCCAGACUCUUGAGUCAACUGGCUGAAAUUGCAGAAUCGGGACUUUAAAAGAGACUCAGUGCCAG
This is a messenger RNA of Lagenorhynchus albirostris (white-beaked dolphin), 1895 nucleotides long. RefSeq names its product IL2 inducible T cell kinase (gene ITK). Gene Ontology annotation, molecular function: protein binding; ATP binding; non-membrane spanning protein tyrosine kinase activity. The record is from RefSeq and is a predicted model, not a curated record. Bases 16 to 1878 code for a protein of 620 amino acids. Lineage: Eukaryota; Metazoa; Chordata; Mammalia; Artiodactyla; Delphinidae. The transcript has 17 exons. Gene Ontology annotation, biological process: adaptive immune response; intracellular signal transduction; peptidyl-tyrosine autophosphorylation.